AUGAGAUCGGGUCAUGAUAGUAGCAAUAUCAUAUCCCUCCGGUUUGAGGCAGAGGAGCUGGAACCCAACGACUCGUUCCAGCUGAACCGCAAACAACGUCGUAGCCUUGGCCACCUCAUAGUUACAACCCCAGAGACAGAGCGCCCGAUAACUCUGUUUUGCAAUGGUCUCACUGUUGUUGGAAGGGGGCGAAACACUGUCCUACAGGCAUUAAGGUCUGGACUGUUCGAACUCGUGCAAUCUGGUAAGGAAGAUGAAGGUGUUAUCAUGCUGCCAUCUUUCACGUCACCUAAGAAAGGCCAGUACAGCAUACCCCCGACGGCAUUUCCACAGUAUCGGGAAGUGUCGAUUGGUGUGUCAACUGAAACAACACAUGUUGUGUGGAAAGACAUCUUACAGCCCGGGCGUACAUACGGUUUACGGUUGUCUGAGAAAGCUGGCGAAGUGAUCGCAUGUUAUACGGAUGAGUUCGAUGGCAAUCCUGAAAGCCUCACCUCAGCGCAGAAGCUGCCCGUUCAUCGUGAGCGAGCCGGCACAUACUACUUCACCGUCCACGACGACCAAGCGCCACCCAAACUUUUCGCCAGGCUGGAGAUGCCCAGCAAAGCUCAUCUCAAUGGUCCAGAUCCCUUCACCUUCGUCAUCGAAUACACGACCGACAGUCCCGAGCCCUUCGUGUUCGAUAAAUCACGCUCCCCACUCUCGGUCACCAACUUCUGCUCCGGAGACCUGCAUUGUAUCGACCAACUAAUCGAUUGUCGAGAUGAUGAUACCGGAGAGAAGGUCGAAUGGGGUGCCGUCUUCGUCUGCUACGAUUACGAUCCCCACCCAGUGUUCCCGGACGAUGGUGACUUUGUCGAGAUCUCAAUGAACAGACCGUGGCGAUUUGAAUGUACUUUGGAAAGAUUGGGCAACGAGAAAGAAUAUAUUCGCAGUAUGGAAGGGCUGAAGGCUGGUCGCACGUAUAAGGCUCGAGUUAGUGGGCCUUCGGGCUUUAGACGGUGGCAGUACGGAAAGAAAGAGGACUUGCUGGCUGGCACGCGAGAAGAAAAGAUGGAGAGGUGGGAGGUGGAUAUGGAGAAGUUGGGGUGUUUGGACGUCGAAAGGAUCGAGGAGGACGUAUAUUUCAAGACUAUUGCAUGA
Messenger RNA from Alternaria metachromatica, 1143 nucleotides. RefSeq lists its product as uncharacterized. The coding region runs from base 1 to 1143 and encodes 380 amino acids. Lineage: Eukaryota; Fungi; Ascomycota; Dothideomycetes; Pleosporales; Pleosporaceae. The record is from RefSeq and is a predicted model, not a curated record. The transcript has a single exon.